AUGGACAAUCCAUCUCUCGUUACGCCUUGGGACAUGGCUGCUCCCAGUGCACCCCGGCGUGAGCCUUAUUUUCCAGAGUUGCACAGCGCCACGGCUGAAAAUGAAAAUGCGCCCCUUGAUCGCUCUCGUGGACGACUUCAACGAAUUCAAGACCGGCUGUUUUAUUCUCCUAACUGUAGUGAUGAUAUUCAAACUCCUCCAAACUGUGUUGAUCUUCGAAGCCCGGAAAGUCCCACUGUACACUUCCAUGAAAAUCUGUCUGCCAUGAUCCACGUACCUCAUUGGUGGACACAGGUGUUUGGGUGGAUGGCAUUCAUACCUAAAUGUGCUCACCUUGAAGGUGCUUUACUUGGCAUUCUUGCUCACAUACGCAGUGAUUUCGAUCAAGUCGAUGGCAAGUACCAGUUGCCUGCCCACGUUAUGAACGGAUGGCGAAAUGCAGAAUGUUGGAUGGUCAACGCAAUGAAAGGCUUGAGUAGAUUUGGAGCACUCGCUCCCGCAUAUCCUUCUGCACGAGGAUAUCUGAGGGCACAUGCAUCACCUUCCAUUGCAUGGAGGGAAGCACAUGCCGCUAGAGAAAUCUUUCUUCUGUGGAUUGGUCUCUUCUCUUACGCAGUCGCAAGAGCCGAUUCAACAUCGUAUCAAGAAUGGAACUCCUUUCUGGUUGAAAAGCUGCAGUUCCAUCCUUCAAUUAUUGACCUCAUUCGUGCAUCUGAUAUUGGCACUUGUACCCACGAGAGUCGGCGUGUGGGCACAUUUAUACAUCUGAACAAUACCGACAUUAGACACACCUGCCAACCAUCUGUCCGAUGGUUUGUCGAUCAUAAUAUUCCUGUCUGGUACCAAUGGGACAAGUAUGAGAUUAAGAGAGCUGAGGGAAAUCCUUAUUUAUCAUCAAUAGGCCCUCUGCCUCAUCAAAUCGAGUUUCAAAGGGAGGAAGCUCUUUCCCACAUACCAACAAAUCUCGCUAAGAAGUACCCGAACCAGAUUUGGGAACAUUUUUUCCAGAAACGCAGGGAGUGCUUAACCCGAUUGCUCUUUCUUGAGAAGCCAUCUGAACGUGAGAGAAGGUUGAAUCGAGAACAGAUACCACCAACAAAGACUGCACAGGUCUUUGUGUGGGACAGAGAUCCUGAUCAUCUUGUUCGUGAGGAGGUUUUUGUAAGAGAACGUGAGGAAACUUUGGCAGAAUAUGGCUCUCAGCAAAAAGUCUAUAGCUCAUUCUGGAAUCAGUGGGACUGUUGCUGUGCAUUUGGACCACCAGAUGCAUCUAGCAGUCAGGAAGAUGAAGAUGCAUAUAAAGAUGCUGAUCCUUUCCAAAAUCCCAAGCAGUAUGAUGAGGUGAUUGAACAACCCCCACUACAACAACCCAUGAUUCAGCCCAUGACCGAAGAAGACUAUGAGAAUGCCAAUACAUUGCCUGACCACUACCAGGACACUCUGAAGGGCCCAAGGUGCACCUUACAAGGUCUGAUCGAUCAAGUACAACACAUCAUGCAUGAACGUUAUGGAUUGGUCACUCCACAAACCUUCAACUCUCAAGGAUUACCCUCUUUGACUAGUAAACAUCGAAAGUUUUGGCUCCGAUGGAUUGGUCGAUUGCCAACAAAUAAAAAUGAAGAUGUGUUACAUCAAUUCUGGAAUUUGGACCUUGUUAGGUUUUGGGUUGCCUUCACGGAAGAACUGCAGUGUCGCCAAAACAUUCAAAAUAUCAACUGUGAUAUUAACAUGUAUCAUGCUGAUUCCUUAACAAAAUCCAAACGCCUUCAACAGAUCUGUCAUGUGAUCAAUAUUCGUGACAAUGAACGGCAUGAUUUCAAUCACCCAUACAAAGAUGAUAGAAAACACAUCAAAACCUGGUAUAUCUUUGACUUUGGAGUAGAAGCCACAGUGCCAUGGAAAUUGGCAGUCACAUCAGCAUCAGAUGCAUUGCUUGUCUGUAGACUUGAUGAUCGAUUCCUGGAUAUUGAUAUUGCUAGGUAUCUGGCAGGUCGUGACAUUGCAUUUCGAACG
Laccaria bicolor S238N-H82 is the source of this 2013-nucleotide messenger RNA. RefSeq lists its product as uncharacterized. The record is from RefSeq and is a predicted model, not a curated record. The transcript is spliced from 3 exons. Lineage: Eukaryota; Fungi; Basidiomycota; Agaricomycetes; Agaricales; Hydnangiaceae. The annotation marks the transcript as partial.